AUGGCGGAAAACGUGAAAGUGGUCGUACGGUGCCGACCGAUGAGCAAACGCGAACAGCAAUCAAACUGCAAGAACGUUAUACAGAUCGAUAACGCACUGGUAAAUCUGGACAAUCCGAAUGACGCGAAUGCACCGCAAAAAUCGUUUCAGUUUGAUAACGCCUACGGAUAUGCGGCGACGACGGAGAAUAUCUACAGCGACAUUUGUUACUCUUUGGUGGAGAGUGUUCUUGAGGGUUACAAUGCGACAAUCUUUGCCUACGGUCAAACGGGUUGCGGUAAAUCGCACACAAUGCAGGGGACCACCUACAAUCUGUCGGCGGCCGAUCCAAACAAUGCCAACAACAUUGGCAUUAUACCACGUUCGUUCGAGCACAUCUUCGAGGCGAUCUCAUUGGCCAACGAGCUGCGGUAUCUGGUGCUGGUUAGCUAUCUGGAGAUCUACAACGAAACGAUACGCGAUCUGCUGCAGCCGCAAACCCAACCGGCGGGUAGUUUGCAGAUCAAGGAAAUACCCGGCGAAGGGGUCACGGUUCAAAACCUUUCCCUGCACACCGUGCACGGGAUGAAGGAAUGCAUCGAACUGUUGGAGCUAGGCGCCAAGAAUCGUAUGGUCGGUGCAACGCUUAUGAACAUCGAAAGUUCCCGAUCGCACUCGAUCUUCAGCAUAAGUUUGGAGCAAAUGUCUACCAGCGUGGACGGUGACGGAGCGGCGAUCAAACGUGGCAAGCUGAACCUGGUAGAUUUGGCCGGUUCCGAGCGACAAAGUAAAACCGGAGCUACGGGCGAAAGGCUAAAGGAGGCAACGAAAAUUAAUCUCUCGCUGUCCGCGCUCGGCAAUGUCAUAUCCGCGCUCGUGGACGGCAAAACCCGACACAUUCCGUACCGCGAUUCGAAGCUCACCAGACUGCUGCAGGACUCGUUGGGCGGCAACACUAAAACACUGAUGAUUGCAUGCAUUUCACCGGCGGGUUACAAUUACGAUGAAACGCUUUCCACGCUACGGUACGCUAGCAGGGCGAAAAACAUUGCCAACAAACCGCGCGUCAACGAGGAUCCGAAGGAUACGAUGUUGCGCGAAUAUCAGCAGGAAAUUCUUCGUCUUAAGGAACUGUUGAAAGGAGGCGAAACUCCUUUGCAACUCGCCCACACUAACGGGCACGAUCGCGAGACGAGCAGUCUGGAUGUGGAAAAGCAAGCUCUUAAAACACAGUACGAUCAGGAGGUGAUGCACCUUCGCCGGGAGUACGAACAGCAGAAGAUCGCCAAACAGGAGCUCGUUAAGGAUAUUGAAAAGAUAAAAGCGUACUACGAACAGCAAAUGCAACUGCUCGCGGCGAAAAAGCUUUCCGACGGCGAAAAGGAUCUCCCAAACACGAGUCUGGCCGGUCGGGAUCGCAAAGAAAUUUACGAUCGCAUCAAACAGAUCAAGGACGCACUGAUCGGUGGCGAGCGUGCGAACGACAUCCAGCUGAAGGAGAAACGCUACCGAAAUAAGCUCGCGUCGGAGAAACGGAUCAACGCCCUUGCGCAAGCGCUUGGCCGAAUCGAGCAGCCAGCGGACAGGGAUUUACUACAGGGACACUACUCGGACAUACAGCAGGAUUUGAAAGUACGCUACGAACAGAUUCGGGCACUUCGAAAGCGUAACAAAUUCUUCGAGCAAGAAGUGUCCGACAUUCAGGGCGAGUUUCAACGCGAACGGGACGACUACCUUGCGACGAUAAGACUGCUGGAGAAGAAGAUUCUAUUCUACGAAACGGUGUUCCAGAAGGCGAUGCCCGUCCUGCGCAAAGAUGGACGGUACUGGAAUUUGGAGUGUCUGGAAAAGGAGUCGGAAUGGAAUGAUGAUUUGCGCAAGUGGCGCUUACCGGACGAUACGCUUUUAAGGUUGCGCUUACCACCGGCCGAAACAUCACCACCGCCACCACCGGAGGUGACUUCACCCGGGAAACUUAACGGGCGUGAAAGUCAAACGUCCCUAACCGCACCGGGACGACUAGAGCGCAGCUCCACGAUGAUACUUGCCAAAUUGCCCGAGUUCCAGCGAGACGCCAACGCACUGGCAGCGGACGAGCAGAACCAGCGUAAAGGUGAUUUCCUGAGCAAAAGCACCAACAGUAAUCCCUUUCCGAAGAUCGAAGACGUUGCGAUGACAUACUUCAGACCACGACGGGCCGCGGAACUGGUGUACAAAAGCGGUUGGCGAUCAUUUCAAAAGUGA
This is a messenger RNA of Anopheles marshallii, 2223 nucleotides long. RefSeq names its product osmotic avoidance abnormal protein 3 (gene Kif3C). NCBI's taxonomy places the organism in Eukaryota, Metazoa, Arthropoda, Insecta, Diptera, Culicidae. The transcript is spliced from 3 exons. The coding region runs from base 1 to 2223 and encodes 740 amino acids. The record is from RefSeq and is a predicted model, not a curated record. Gene Ontology annotation, biological process: microtubule-based movement. Gene Ontology annotation, molecular function: microtubule motor activity; ATP binding; microtubule binding.